AUGGCGCAGCCCUCCAGCCCGGGCGGCGAGACGCCGCAGCUCGGCGCGACGGGGGACUCCCGGGACGCGCUGAGCCUGGAGGAGAUCCUGCGGCUCUACAACCAGCCCAUCAACGAGGAGCAGGCGUGGGCCGUGUGCUUCCAGUGCUGCGGCUCCCUGCGCGCCGCCGCCGCCCGCCGCCAGCCCCACCGCCGCGUGCGCUCGGCCGCGCAGAUCCGCGUCUGGAGGGACGGGGCCGUCACCCUGGCGCCCGCCGCCGGCGAAGAAGGAGAGCCGCCCCCCGCCUCCGGUAAAUUGGGAUAUUCACAUUGUACAGAAACAGAGGUUAUUGAAUCCCUGGGAAUUAUUAUUUAUAAAGCAUUGGACUACGGCUUGAAGGAAAAUGAAGAGAGGGAGCUGAGCCCUCCUCUAGAGCAGCUCAUCGACCAAAUGGCCAACACUGUGGAGGCUGAUGGUAACCACGAUGAGGGAUAUGAGGCCGCAGAUGAAGGCCCUGAGGAUGAAGAUGGAGAAAAGAGAAACAUCUCAGCUAUUCGUUCCUAUCAAGAUGUCAUGAAGAUAUGUGCUGCUCAUCUCCCAGCUGAGUCGGAGGCACCAAAUCAUUAUCAGGCAGUAUGUCGAGCACUGUUUGCAGAAACCAUGGAACUGCAUACAUUUCUGACCAAAAUUAAGAGUGCAAAGGAGAAUCUUAAGAAGAUUCAAGAAAUGGAAAAGACUGAUGAAUCUAGCACAGACCUGGAGGACCUGAAAAAUGCAGACUGGGCACGAUUCUGGGUACAGGUGAUGCGGGAUUUGCGAAAUGGGGUAAAGCUUAAGAAGGUCCAACAGCGGCAGUACAACCCGUUGCCCAUUGAAUACCAGCUUACCCCUUAUGAGAUGCUCAUGGAUGACAUUCGGUGCAAAAGAUACACCUUGAGGAAAGUAAUGGUCAAUGGUGACAUCCCCCCUCGGUUAAGAAAGAGUGCUCAUGAGAUCAUCCUUGACUUCAUCAGAUCAAGACCUCCUUUAAAUCCAGCAUCAGCCAGGAAAUUGAAACCAACCCCACCCCGACCACGAAGCCUCCAUGAAAGAAUAUUAGAAGAAAUUAAAGCAGAAAGAAAGCUGAGACCUGUGUCACCAGAAGAAAUUAGGCGGAGCAGACUAGAUGUCACUACCCCAGAAUCUCCAAAGAAUGCUGGGGAAUCAUCAUUGGCGAAUGGAAGCUUAACAUCUCAAACAAAGGAAAAUGGGCUGAGCGCUGCCCAAGCCGGGCCUGCGCAGCGGAAGAAACUCCUCAAAGCUCCAACCCUGGCUGAGCUGGACAGCUCUGACUCUGAGGAGGAAACUCUGCACAAGUCAACCAGCAGCAGCAGUGCAUCUCCCUCCCUCUAUGAGGACCCAGUAUUGGAGGCCAUGUGCACAAGAAAGAAGCCUCCGAAAUUCUUGCCUAUCUCGUCAACACCCCAGCCAGAGAGACGGCAACCACCCCAGAGGCGCCAUUCCAUUGAAAAGGAAACACCCACCAACGUGAGGCAGUUUCUGCCGCCAUCCAGGCAGAGCUCGCGCUCUCUUGUCCCUAGGAUAACCAGUGUAUGGCCAAGGACGCCUUUCCGACCGCUUUUCUCUACCAUACAAACAGCUUCUCUGCUGAGCUCUCAUCCUUUUGAAGCAGCCAUGUUUGGGGUAGCAGGGGCUAUGUAUUAUCUGUUUGAGAGAGCUUUUACCAGCAGGUGGAAACCCUCAAAGGAGGAAUUCUGCUACCCAGUGGAGUGCCUCGCUCUCACUGUGGAGGAAGUGAUGCACAUCCGUCAGGUCCUGGUGAAGGCGGAGCUGGAAAAGUACCAACAGUAUAAAGAUGUCUACACUGCCCUGAAAAAAGGAAAGCUUUGCUUCUGUUGCCGAACCCGGAGGUUUUCCUUCUUCACGUGGUCUUACACCUGUCAGUUCUGUAAGAGGCCCGUGUGCUCACAGUGUUGCAAAAAGAUGCGGCUGCCCUCCAAGCCAUAUUCCACUCUACCUAUCUUCUCGUUGGGACCUUCUGCCUUGCAAAGGGGGGAAAGUUGUACGAGGUCAGAAAAACCCUCCACUGGUCACCAUAGGCCACUUCGGAGUAUCGCCAGGUUUUCCUCAAAAUCGAGGUCGGUGGACAAAUCAGAUGAAGAACUCCAGUUUCCCAAAGAAUUGAUGGAGGACUGGAGCACAAUGGAGGUGUGUGUGGACUGCAAAAAGUUCAUCUCCGAAAUCAUCAGCUCAAGCCGGCGCAGCCUGGUGUUGGCCAACAAAAGAGCCCGGUUGAAAAGGAAGACACAGUCUUUCUACAUGUCCUCAGCGGGCCCCUCGGAGUACUGCCCCUCAGAAAGGACUAUCAAUGAGAUCUGAGCCCUGUGCCUUCCCUUUGCGUUUGUGUCCAGGGCAGCCUCAGUGCAGCCGUGCUGCAGGACUCUUCCCAGGGGUUUUCCUUAGCAGGCUUCAUCCGCAACAGGUCAGGCUUGUGCUGCACCUUGUGGACAGACGCAAGGCUGUGUUCAUAUCGGUUGAUGGUACGAGGCAGGUCAGCCAGUUGUUCAUUUGCACUCAGAAAGCCUAAAACUUGAUUUUGUGUGUGUGAAUAGGGAAGCCAGACACUUCCUUAGUUCGGUUCCUCGAUGUUCUUCAGAUAAUUUCCUGACUAAGGCAAAAAGCUUCUUGUGUGUGAAGUCGGUCUGACAGAGUGUUGAUGUUAGCACAGUUCUAAGCAGUAAGUCAUAUUGGCAUUCCACUCAACAGUGUUCCUAUCCAUGUACAUAAUGGUCCAAAGCCCUCACACUCCGGCUCCCUGGGGUGGGCCAGGGUGGCUGUUGUCUCACAGCACAGACCUAGAAGGCCUUGCUGACACUCUCCUCCAGGUGAGCCAUACAGGUGGCCACUUCUGUAAGUUGCUGGGUCUGCCCAGCUACCAUGCCUCAGUGUCUCCCUAGCUGCUAACAGGCCUCCAUUCCCUGUUGUGAAUGUAUUAUGGUUCUGAAUAGUUUUAUAAUACACAUUUAAGAAUUAAAAUUUUGUGACGUUUGAGGAUAAAGGAAGACUAAAAUUUUGUCAAGCAGCUUAGUGUGUUGGUGACGGUGGCAGGUGUGGCUGUAGAGGGUUCCACAGAAAGGAGCCGCAGCUCAGACGGUUUCAGCAACAUUUUCCAUAACUUUAUAGUGUGGCCAUCAUGACUCAAUUAACCACAGUUUGGUACCUGAGACUCAAACUGAAGAUUAUUUUUAUAAAUGAAUUUUAAAAGAAAAAUCCUGACUCUUUAAAACUUCAAGAAAACUAACCUGCUGCCAUGUGUAAUUUUUGGAUGCUUUUCACCAGCUCUUGUGAGUGCUCCUGAGCGUCUGAGCAGGGCCAGUUGGCCAGUAGUGUGGGUUCCUGUGACUCACGCCAUUGUCUGCCCCUCGUUCCCAUAUGCCUAGAAAUAGCCAGGCAAUCAGAUUGCCACUAAUGUUUGGAAAAUCAGUUAAAGCACAUGCACAGUAAUUCCUGAAAGCUACUAAAAACACUCUCAUAGUCACCACCGAUGGCAGCUCCAUUUAAUAAAGGGCAUGACAUUUGCAUUUCAUACCAACAUCAAGGUAAAAUAACAUUUCUACAUUAAAUUGACAGCGACACCUCAGAAAUGAUCCCGUAGUCAUUUCUACUGCAUUGAAAUUUAUAGUUUAGUAAAUGCCUUUAAAUUACUUAACAACUGAUGAAAUAAACUUUACCAGUUGUCUAAAGUCA
Messenger RNA from Arvicola amphibius (Eurasian water vole), 3726 nucleotides. RefSeq names its product spire type actin nucleation factor 1 (gene Spire1). Gene Ontology annotation, molecular function: actin binding. Lineage: Eukaryota; Metazoa; Chordata; Mammalia; Rodentia; Cricetidae. Gene Ontology annotation, biological process: actin filament network formation; actin filament polymerization; Golgi vesicle transport. The coding region runs from base 1 to 2358 and encodes 785 amino acids. The record is from RefSeq and is a predicted model, not a curated record. The transcript has 17 exons. Gene Ontology annotation, cellular component: cytoplasmic vesicle membrane; cell cortex.